AUGGCGGAAACAGCAGUUUUUGAGCCCGGCGGGUAUCGCUACGUGCGGGGGCGGUUCCAGUACUCGGGGGGCGUCUCGGCGGAGCGGGGAUACGUCAUGGAACGUGCCCGGUUCGCACGACCCGUACCGCUUGACGAGGGGUUCCGUCGGAUCGAGAGGCAUCUCGGCGCUCUCGGACGACCGCUCACCGCGUUUUGCGCGUGCGAACUGCGCUCGCCCGGCCAGUUUACGGAAGAAGGCUUCAUUGCCUUCAAUCGGGUCUAUGUGCACACGCUCGAACGCUGGGGCAUCUUCAAGGACGACGAGAAUCCCGUUGCGCGGUCAAACGUAUGUCCCGAGGUCGAUCCUCCGACCGCACCCUGCUUUCACGCGUUCUCGUACACCAUGCCGGCAGAGGCGAGCGACGCGGCAGAGGUGAAGAGCUUCGUCAUCUCGGGCUCCGGCGAAGCGCCCGAAGGACCGGGCGGGUAUGCGGACCGGAUCAUCCGUCUCGGGGACACGGCGCCCGAUGCGAUGCGAGAAAAGGCGCAAUUCGUCCUCGGUGCGAUGGAGUUUCGCAUGGCGGCGCUCGGCUUGACGUGGGCAGACGCCACCACGAGCCAAGUCUACACGGUCCACGAUAUUCACGGUUUUCUUGCCGACGAGGUCGUCCGCCGCGGUGCGGCACCGGACGGUGUCACAUGGACUUACGCCCGACCGCCGGUCGAAGGAUUGGCUUUUGAAAUGGACGUCCGGGGUGUGCCGGUGGAACGGGUCAUCGGCUGA
Geodia barretti is the source of this 765-nucleotide messenger RNA. The record is from the annotation of a GenBank genome assembly. Lineage: Eukaryota; Metazoa; Porifera; Demospongiae; Tetractinellida; Geodiidae.